This is a messenger RNA of Zygotorulaspora mrakii, 1659 nucleotides long. RefSeq names its product proteinase B (gene PRB1). The transcript has a single exon. Bases 1 to 1659 code for a protein of 552 amino acids. Gene Ontology annotation, molecular function: serine-type endopeptidase activity. NCBI's taxonomy places the organism in Eukaryota, Fungi, Ascomycota, Saccharomycetes, Saccharomycetales, Saccharomycetaceae. The record is from RefSeq and is a predicted model, not a curated record. Gene Ontology annotation, biological process: proteolysis.
AUGAAGUUAGAAACCACGAUUUUUCCCUUAGCGGCUCUGGCAACAGUCGGCUCCUCUCUGGUUAUUCCUGGGAUGAAGUCUCACGAAGGUGGUAAAAUGCCGUGUCAUCGUUCCAAAGGUAAUGGCAAUGCGGGCGAGCUGCAGGUUGAGGGCGGACUCUCGAAUGAGGUCGGGAAAGAAACAGAAAGCGACAACGAGAUUGAAUUGGAAGUUGCAGAGACUGUAGCCGAGGAAUUGGAAGCUCCUUUAGUGGCCGUCAACGUAGCUGCCAAAAACUUGAUCCCAAACCGUUACAUCAUUGUUUUCAAGAAACACGUGGGGCUAGAAGAGGUGGCAUUUCACAAGGAGAUCGUUGAGCAAGCUCAACUGAAGUCUGCAGCAGAACUGGCAGAUUCUGACCCCUUCUUUGCCGCCACUUCAGAUGUAGAAUUCUCUAACUCGUUGGUGGGGGGCAUUAAGGAUUCGUUUGAUAUUGGUGGACUGUUGUCUGGUUACUUCGGCUAUUUUACGGAGCCUGUCAUUGAAUUGAUUCGCAAGAGUCCGUUCGUGGAAUUCGUCGAGCAGGACUCCUUGGUUCACUCGAACGAUUUCGAUACGCAAAACGGAGCACCAUGGGGUUUAUCGCGUAUUUCUCACAGAGAGCGUCUAAAUCUGGGUAGUUUCAACAAGUACCUGUACGAUGACCAAGGUGGCAAGGGUGUUACAGCUUAUGUCAUUGAUACGGGUAUCAACGUGAAGCACAACGAUUUUGAAGGUAGAGCAAAAUGGGGUAAAACUGUCCCAGCCAACGAUGAAGACAUUGAUGGAAAUGGACACGGCACCCAUUGUGCAGGUACAAUUGCCUCCAGACAUUAUGGUGUUGCAAAACAGGCAGAAGUUGUCGCUGUGAAAGUUUUAAGAUCGAACGGCUCUGGUUCGAUGUCUGACGUAAUCAAAGGUGUUGAGUUUGCUGCUCAGUCGCAUCAAAAAGCUGCAAAGGAGAACAAGAAGGGCUUCAAAGGUUCUACUGCAAAUAUGUCUUUAGGUGGUGGUAAAUCACCAGCUCUGGAUUUGGCUGUUAAUGCUGCCGUUGCAGCAGGUAUUCAUUUUGCCGUUGCAGCAGGCAAUGAAAAUCAAGAUGCUUGUAGUACGUCGCCAGCUUCUGCUGAAGGUCCAAUCACUGUGGGUGCUUCCACUUUGAGUGAUGAUAGAGCUUAUUUUUCAAAUUGGGGUAAAUGUGUUGACAUCUUUGCUCCAGGUUUGAACGUUUUAUCCACCUACAUUGGAUCAGAUGAUGCCACUGCCACCUUAUCUGGUACCUCAAUGGCUUCUCCACAUGUCGCAGGUCUAUUAAGUUACUUGUUAGCUUUGCAACCAGGUAAAGAAAGUUCCUUUUAUAAUUCCGGUUCUGAUAGUAUCUCUCCGGAACAGAUGAAGAAAAGAUUGGUUUCCUACAGUACAAAAGACAUUUUGGAUGACUUACCUACCGACACGCCAAACGUUUUAAUCUUCAAUGGUGGUGGUCAAGAUUUAAGUGAUUUCUGGGGUGGCAAAUCAUUGGAAGCUAACUCUAGAGCUGAAAACAUUGAUAUUGGACAUAUGGAAGAUAUCCUUGAGUCCAAGACAGACGAUAUAUUUGAUGAAAUUAGAUCAAUUAUGGAUAGACUGAAUAUUAUCUGA